Molecule: messenger RNA, 498 nt
Organism: Tremella mesenterica DSM 1558
Lineage: Eukaryota; Fungi; Basidiomycota; Tremellomycetes; Tremellales; Tremellaceae
Exons: 4
Coding region: 1-498 (165 amino acids)
Source: RefSeq, a predicted model, not a curated record
AUGAUCACGUUCUUAAGGGCUAGUGAUAACAAUCGUGCAAGUACAGUACUUGAAUCGUUCAGUCAAGCAACACAAACUUAUGGCUGGCCCAACCGAAUUCGAGCUGAUCACGGGAGGGAGAAUUGGGAUGUGAAGAAAGCCAUAGAAACUGUCUCAAUCGUGGUUCGUUCAUUCAAGGCCCCUCAGUUCACAAUCAGCGCAUUGAAAGACUCUGGGUGGAUCUUCAGCGUUGGUGCACCAACAGAUUGUCUACAACUGCAAUUCGAUCCUCUCAAAGAUCCUGUUCGUCUCCUGGGUGACGAAGAUGAAGAUGAUGAAUUUCGAGCGCACAGAGACCGGGACUUUUCCGAUUAUGGCAUUGACCAUUUCGAACGAGGUGCAACCCAUCGGCACAAUGAGCGUGAUCCCUACGUUCCUCUUGAUCCUGUCAUUGAAUAUAGGCUGUGGCCGGAAGCCCCUGGCCCAUACCGGACGACUUUGGCGUUCAACGCUACAUAA